Messenger RNA from Phaethon lepturus (White-tailed tropicbird), 2485 nucleotides. RefSeq names its product meiosis arrest female protein 1 homolog. The transcript is spliced from 12 exons. NCBI's taxonomy places the organism in Eukaryota, Metazoa, Chordata, Aves, Phaethontiformes, Phaethontidae. The record is from RefSeq and is a predicted model, not a curated record. Bases 1 to 2181 code for a protein of 726 amino acids.
AUGGAAGCUUUCUUUUCCUUCCAAAGUUUUCCUGAUUGUUAUAUGUCAGAGUUCAGUGAUCUUGAAAUGGUGCCAGAAGGCCAGGGUGGUGUUCCUUUAGAACAUCUAAUUACCUGUGUUCCUGGAGUUAACAUUGCCACUGCCCAAAAUGGCAUUAAAGUUAUUAAAUGGAUACAUAACAAACCACCACCUCCUACUACAGAUCCUUGGCUUCUACGUUCUAAGAGCCCUGUAGGUAAUCCACAACUCAUUCAGUUCAGUAGAGAAGUGAUAGAUCUACUUAAAAGUCAGCCGUCCUGCGUCAUACCUGUCAGUAAAUUCAUCCCAACAUACCAUCAUCACUUUGCAAAACAAUGCCGUGUGUCUGACUACGGGUAUUCUAAAUUAAUGGAGCUGCUAGAAGCAGUGCCUCAUGUACUGCAAAUUCUUGGUAUGGGUUCCAAACGCUUGUUAACUCUAACGCACAGAGCUCAAGUGAAGCGCUUUACUCAAGACUUACUGAAACUUCUCAAAUCCCAGGCCAGUAAGCAAGUUAUUGUGAGGGAAUUCUUACAGGCUUAUCACUGGUGUUUCUCUAAGGACUGGGAUGUUACUGAGUACGGAGUGUGUGAACUGGCUGAUAUUAUAUCAGAAAUUCCAGAUACGACCAUCUGUUUGUCACAGCAAGACAAUGAAAUGGUAAUUUGUAUUCCCAAAAGAGAACGUACACAAGAAGAAAUUGAAAGAACUAAACAGUUUUCUAAAGAGGUAGUAGACUUACUGCGCCAUCAACCCCAUUUUCGAAUGCCCUUCAACAAAUUUAUUCCUUCUUAUCACCACCACUUUGGUCGUCAGUGCAAGCUUGCUUACUAUGGUUUUACAAAACUACUUGAACUCUUUGAAGCCAUACCAGAUGUCUUACUUGUAUUGGAAUGCGGGGAGGAGAAAAUUCUCACACUCACAGAUGUGGAACAAGUCAAAGCAGUUGCUGCCCAGUUUGUGAAACUGCUGCGGUCUCAGAAAGACAACUGCCUUAUGAUGACUGAUUUACUGACAGAGUACAGUAAAACAUUUGGAUACACACUGCGUCUUCAUGAUUAUGAUGUUAGCUCAGUUCCAGCUUUAAUGCAAAAACUUUGCCAUGUUGUAAAGGUUGUUGACACAGAGUCUGGCAAGCAAAUUCAGCUGAUAAAUAAAAAAUCUCUGCGGACUCUGACUGCCCAAUUGCUAGUCUUGUUGAUGUCCUGGGAUGGAACAUCCUUUCUCUCUGUUGAACAGCUUAAACAGCAUUAUGAAACAAUCCAUAGUACUUCACUUAAUCCAUGUGAAUAUGGAUUUAUGACCUUAACUGAACUCCUGAAGAGUCUGCCUUACUUGGUUGAGGUUUUUACCAAUGGUGCAGCAGAAGAAUAUGUGAAGCUUACAAAUCUGUAUAUGUUUGCAAAGAAUGUAAGGUCCUUACUUCACACUUACCAUUAUCAGCAGAUUUUUCUUCAUGAGUUCCCAGUAGCAUAUAGCAAAUACACAGGAGAAGUGCUUCAACCUAAAGCAUAUGGAUGCAAUAGUUUAGAAGAGCUCUUGGGAGCAAUUCCACAGGUGGUCUGGAUUAAAGGACAUGGCCAUAAGAGAAUUGUGGUACUAAAGAAUGAUAUGAAAACCCGUUUUAGCUCACCUAGUUUUCCCCCUGCUGAUCAUGUGGAUGAUCAUGGAAAUCAACUUGCUGACAAUAAUGGGCAUAUUAUGGAGACCCCAAGAUCUGCUUCAUCAAUGGAACUAAGUCUAGGAACACCUAGCAAUGUUUCUAAUCAAACUGAGCAAGAACUUCUUUGCCUCACAAAUACAUCUCCCGUUGACCUCUUGUGUGAGCCAGUUCCUUCCUGCCUACCAUCCCCACAACUGCGCCCCGAUCCAGUGGUUCUUGAGUCUGCAGACCUCAUUCAGUUUGAGGAACGCCCUGCACCUCUCUCUGAGAUAAUGAUUUUAACAGAAGAAGAAAAACAAGGAAUUGUUACCACAGCUCAAGAAAAAUUGACUUCUGGUUCUGUGAUAUCUAACACCACAGAGAAUGCUUCAGUGCCUCCCUGUCAGUCCUCUGAAACCCAACUAAACAAGGAAGCAAUGGACAGCCCAGCCAAAAAGCAACACAAAAACAAGGUGAAAUUGGCAGCAAACUUUUCACUUGCCCCUGUAACCAAGCUUUAACUCUUUCUUUUUAGCGUGAAAGACAAAUACCUAUGGAGUCUGCACAAAGUAAAGCUAUUUGCUAGCCCUUAUGUGUUUUAAUGAAAGGCUUAGAAGAAUUAAUUUGUAUUUAACGUAUUCUGUGAAGAUUUUGUUCCUCUUGCACUGAACACAGCCGUUAGCAGAACAGAUUUUUUUUUCUAUUAUUUUGAAAAAAAACUUCUGGCAUUUGUUAAAUUAUUCUUAAAUUUUACAAUUUUUCAUAAAUGUGUGUUCAGUAAAAGCAAAAUAUUAAUUCAACUAAAAUGGAACAGAUUUUAUUUUC